UAAAGUGAGAAGCAAUCAAGAUAUAAAUAAAGAUGAAUCAAUCUUUCUUUAUGAGAUGAUGAAGAUCACAUAGACAUACGGCACGCAGAUAAAGAAAUCUUCAUCAUCAUCAUCAUCCCAACCUCCAUUAACAACCAUGUCACAUUCCGACCCUCAAAACUCCCCCACCGCCGUUAAACCCCACCUCUCCUCCGUCAUCACACAAACCAUCGGCCGGCAACUACACAACGUCGCCUCCUUUCUUGCUCCACCACCACCACAACCUUACUCUUCCCCUACGCCGCCACCGCGCUCCGAUGUGUCGCCCUCAUCGUACGAAGGGUUUAAGAACGAUCUUGCUGAAAUUGGGGAUAGUUUAAAGACACUCUUAUCGCCCAAGAAAGCCGUCACUGGGAUUUCUAAAUUCGCUUCAAGUUUCCUCCAGUUUGAUAAAAAGGGUGAUGGGGAUCAGGUUGCUGUUGUGGGGAUUACUGAUGAGGUUGUUGAUUUUGUUCGAGAGGUUUCUGUUCGUCCUCAGUUUUGGGUUGAUUUCCCUUUAUCUUUACAGCAUAAAGAUUUUAGUAUGUCCCAAGUUCAGAAAGAUCACACCUUUGUCAUACAAGAUUUGGUACCAAAUCUCGCAGCUUUGAGGCGUACGAUUCACAAUGUCAUGAGUGAACAACAGUUUUGGAUGAUCUACUUUAUUCUGUUGGUCCCACAGUUAAACGAGGAUGAUUGUCGGCUUCUAUCGACUCCAGAGAUUCUUCAAAUGCAUGAGGCGCUUCUGCAGAAACUGAGAAACAAGAAGAAUACACCCAUAGCCGCAGAGGACGCUCUAAAUGAAAAGGGUAGUAUGGUAAAUAUAACCAAGCCCGAAUCCUCAAGCGAGACUGAUAAUGCAGCAAACACGACAAAAAACAAAAACCGCACGAGUGAGGUUUGUUUCAGCGACAUAGAAGAUGAGGAGUUUAAACAAACACAAAGUAGCAGGGUUUCUUCCGCAAGUGAAAACAGUGAUUGGGUUCGUAUCGGUGGAACUUCGAAAGCAAACCGAUCAAGGUAUCGUGGAAGACAGUCGGAAAGCGAGGAGUCGUCAAGUGAUUGGCAUGCUGUUGAGGAUCUUGAUCUAUAGUACACUAAUCAUUAAGUUCAUCGUUUUCGUUUAAUCUUUGCUAAUCGAGACAUUCGACCCCUCAUACCAACCAAUAUUGUUCGCUUUGUGGCUACGUGGACUCUUUGUGGGCAAAUAAACGAUAGUGGUUGGUAGGACGAGCCAAGUGUCACUAUUUUUAUGUGGAUUUAAAUAUAGUACAAGGGUAAUUUGGUCAACUAGUCAAUGUAGGGUGUAAAUUUACAUUGUAAAUGUCGUUUCGUCACUCGGGUAUAUCUGAUUGUUUGCUUUGUUGGUUUU
Messenger RNA from Helianthus annuus (common sunflower), 1390 nucleotides. RefSeq lists its product as uncharacterized. The transcript is spliced from 3 exons. The record is from RefSeq and is a predicted model, not a curated record. The coding region runs from base 137 to 1111 and encodes 324 amino acids. NCBI's taxonomy places the organism in Eukaryota, Viridiplantae, Streptophyta, Magnoliopsida, Asterales, Asteraceae.